Papaver somniferum (opium poppy) is the source of this 2501-nucleotide messenger RNA. RefSeq names its product wall-associated receptor kinase 5-like. Gene Ontology annotation, biological process: cell surface receptor signaling pathway; protein phosphorylation. Gene Ontology annotation, cellular component: plasma membrane. The coding region runs from base 12 to 2342 and encodes 776 amino acids. The transcript has 3 exons. NCBI's taxonomy places the organism in Eukaryota, Viridiplantae, Streptophyta, Magnoliopsida, Ranunculales, Papaveraceae. Gene Ontology annotation, molecular function: polysaccharide binding; ATP binding; protein serine/threonine kinase activity. The record is from RefSeq and is a predicted model, not a curated record.
UGCUACUGUCGAUGUAUUUCGCAUCUGGAGAAAUACCGAUGAAUGGUUCCGAAGUAAUAAGCAAGCAUGGUUGCCAAAAUCAGUGUGGGAAUGUUCGCAUACCCUACCCGUUCGGUAUUGGUCCAGGUUGUUUCUUAGACAAAACUUUUGAAAUAAUUUGUCAGAGUUUCCUCGAUUCCACCAAGCCAGUUCAUCUCCCAAAUUAUAAUAUCUCAGAUAUAUCAAUACUCGACGGACAGAUGACAACCGAAAUUUACAUCGCCAGCGAUUGUCCAGGUAGGGAAAUACCUGCGUAUUAUAUGACAGGUGGGUUCAAAAAAUUCACCUUCUCUGAUACAAAAAACAAGUUCAUUGGUAUGGGUUGCAAUACCUGGGCAUAUCAAAAGUCAGAUGAUAAUGUAUCUAUUAGUACUGGAUGUUUGUCAGUCUGCGAUAAAAUAGAAGAUAGCACUGAUGGGUCUUGCAAUGGUGUCGGUUGCUGCCAGGCCUCCGUCCCAGCUGGACUACAUUUAUUAAACUUCAGUGUUGGAAGCAUGUAUAACGCCGGUAGAAGCUUGAGUUUCAAUCCAUGUAGUUAUGCUUUUAUUAUUGAAGGAAAAUCGUUUAAUUUUUCUUUGUCAUAUUUCAAGGAUUUCCUAAAUAAUGGAUCUGGAAGUGUUCCAGUGGUUGUUGAUUGGACGGUUGGUUUUGAGACAUGUGAUGUAGCUAAAAGAAACUUGACGAGUUAUGCCUGUGGACCUAACACGGACUGUAUAGUACCCGCAGGCAAUAAACUUCAAGGUUAUCGAUGUAAUUGUAGAUGGGGCUAUACAGGGAAUCCUUAUCUUCAUAGUAGUACAUUUGGUGGUUGUCGAGAUGUGGAUGAAUGUAAGGAGAUAUGCAAGGGACCCGGAGGUAAAUGCGAAAACACAGAAGGGAGCUACAAAUGUGUUUGCAACAACGGAUAUAGUCAUGAAGUCAGAGAUAAUAUCACAUACUGUAUUCCCGAGAAUCACGGUAGUCUUCCAGGGAGUACUCAGAAUAAUAACCCUAACAAGAUUGUUGUCGGGGCCUGCCUUGGCUUAUUUCUUCUACUUCUGAGUCUUGUGACUGGGUUCUGGAUAUACUGGGGUUAUAGGAAAAGAAAGCACAUGGAAGUCAAGGAGGAAUUCUUCAAGAAAAAUGGAGGAUUGAUUUUAAACAGACUGCUUGAUGAACGGGAAGAGGAUGUCGAGGCUAGUAGAAAUGGCAGAGUAGAAAAGAAGCAUCGAUCAGUUGCUACAAUAUACACUGAAAAGGAGCUGAGCAAGGCGACUAACAACUAUCACGAAAGUCAAAUUCUUGGACGAGGAGGUUUUGGUACGGUGUAUAAAGGAACCUUAUCAAAUGGCGAAGUGGUUGCUAUUAAGAAGACGAAAAUAGUCGAUAUGAACCAAAACGAGCAAUUCAUAAACGAAAUUGCGGUUCUAUCACAAAUCAAUCACAAAAAUGUGGUUCAGCUCUUGGGUUGUUGUCUAGAGAGCGAAGUUCCUCUACUAGUUUAUGAAUACAUUGCUAAUGGGACCCUUCACCAACAUUUACACGAACACCGUGAGAACCAAACCGGUUCUGCUACUCUUUCAUGGGAACAUCGGUUAAGGAUAGCCUCAGAAGUUGCAGGAUCAUUAGCCUACUUGCACGCUGAAGCUUCCAUACCCAUAAUCCACAGAGAUGUCAAGUCAAGUAAUGUACUUCUAGAUGAUGAUUACAAAGCAAAAGUUUCAGAUUUCGGUGGUUCGAGGUUGAAUCCUACGGAUCAGGCUCAGUUAAGUACAGUAGUUCAAGGUACUUUUGGGUACUUGGAUCCAGAAUACAUGCAAUCAAACCAGUUAACAGACAAAAGCGAUGUUUACAGCUUCGGCGUUCUUCUUGUGGAAUUGCUAACAGGAAAAGCAGUAUUUUCUCCACACAGACUUGAAGAGGACAGAAAUCUGGCAAGUUAUUUCCUUUCUUCUAUGAAAACCAACAGACUGUUUGUGAUUCUUGAUGAUAGUUUGGUAAGAAAUGAUAAUGAACGAGUCAGUAGUGUACGUGGGCACCAACAGAUCCAAGAAAUGGCUGAACUAGCACAAAAAUGCUUAAGAGUGAAGGGAGAAAAAAGACCUUCAAUGAAAGAAGUAGCAGUGGUGCUUCACGGAUUGAUGAGGAUGUCUUCCAGUAAUCCUUGGGUCUUGGAUGACGAUGAGGACAUAAACGAUACAACAAGCAAAGAAGAACGCAUGCUCUUGUUAGAAUCAGCUGAAUUGCUAUCUUACCCAGAUAGCAUAACAACAAUUGGUGACAGCAGCAAAGGUAUAUCAGCCUUGCAAACUGAGGGACGCUAAUGCGUAUAUCUUGCGCACAUUUAGAAGAAUCAUUUUCCUAUUUAGUAGUGUAUGGUAAAAGUUACUUAUAGGUCCAGUCGUCCAGACUAGAAUAAACUAUGCAGUGUUCAAGUGUAUUCUCCUUUGUGCUAAUACUCAAUUGCUAGGGUGGUUAUAUUU